AUGCUUCGGAUUGCCUGGAACGAGGUGCAGCCGCCUGAAUAUUUGGGUCUUGAUGGAUCUGGUGCGCUUAAGAAGGAGCUGCGCCGCCCCAAGAGCUCGCGUGGACCAUGGGCAAAUUUCCGUUCGACCACCACCUCCAACACGGUGGGUGGAGGCGGUCGCGUGGGCUCUCCGACGAGAAUGUCCAGGCGCCAGGCUCCCUUGAAGGAAGAGCCGAAGGCUACAAGUCGUCAGAAGGCACCGGCAGCUUCUUUGAUUCCUCGCGAUGUUGGCCGAGUCGCUGCAUUGCAGGCCCGCACCAAAGAACUCUGUGCGCAGCGCGCUGAAGCGGCUGAGCGCGAGCGACUGCUGAGAACGGACCUGCUGAAGGCAGAAGAGGAGAUCGCCAACUUAACGAAGGAGCUGGAGGACGUUCGAAAGGUUCUGCAGGCCGAGUUCGCCAGGCGCACGGAGGCUGAGCAGCAGCUCGAGCUGAAGAGCAUGCGCUUGGAGGACUUGCCAUCCAUUGUAGCAGAAGAGUGGUUCCGUGUCAGUGAGUUGAUGAGACGCACGAGACUCCAGAGCACGGACGACAAAGUCGAUGUCGGCUUUGACAUCCAGAGCUUGCCGUUGAGUGUGCCAGGGAGCGUUGUGCAAAGCGUUCAUGGCAGUGAGCCAGACGACAUGCCCGGAAGCAAGCGCAGCGAAGGGAUCGCCAGCCCCUGGCUUCUGAACAGAGCUGUUCGACAUUGCCCCCUGGGCUUGAGCGAGAUCUCACUCUCCGAAGCCGAAAGCUUCUCCGUCACGGAGAGCGUGCCGUUCACGGCACAGGCGCUCGAAGAACUUAGAGCCAAGUGCCAGGCACCGUUUGCCGGCAAUGCCUAUCGGGCAAUCAAAGAUGCCGAGCGUGCCUUCGGCACGGGCGGCAGAGAGGCGGAAGGUUGGGAGGAGGAGAAUGUGAAAGUAAAGGGGGAGUUCGACUCCGACUCAGAUGACGAGUCGGGUGACUCCGACUUCUCCACCGAGGAGACGGCAGCAGUGGCCAAGGCGAUGGCAGCUCCGAAGCGGCGGCGCAAAGAGGUGUCACCGAACAUCAUUCGAGGUCUGGACACCUUGGUUUAUGAGCUGAUCCUGCGUGUUGCGCAACCUGGAGAAGGAAUUCUGGUAUUCCUGCCCGGCAUCGGUGAGAUCAGUGAGCUGCAAGAGGCGCUAAUGCCCUUGGAGGACAUCGAUCAGCAGGCACACAUGAACUGGUCGCCCGGCCUCGAGCGCAACGACCUCCACUUCAAGGUCUUCGUGCUGCAUUCCUUGAUUCCGAAGGACGAGCAGGAAGGCGCCGUCUUUGACCCACCACCGCCGGACACGGCUCACAUCAUCCUGGCUUCCAACAUCGCAGAGUCGUCUCUGACGAUCCCCAAGGUUCGCGUCGUCAUUGACUUCGGCCUCAGACGCCAGCUGAUCUACGACAAGCGGCGGCAUAUGUCUUGCUUGGUGACCACGUGGGUAUCACAAGCCUCAGCCAAGCAGCGAUGUGGCCGGACUGGUCGUGUCUUUGAGGGGGUCAACAUCAGGCUUUACACCAAGCAGUUCUUCGAAAGCUACAUGGAUGAGUUCGAUCCUCCAGAAAUGCAAACAGCUCCGCUUGAGAAGCUCUACGUGAAUGUGAAGCACUUGAGUGCCAAGCUUCCUGCGUACCAGGUAACACCCACUGAGUUCCGCAAGCGCACUCCAAAGGAGCUCCUGAUGCUUGUUGCCCAACCACCAGAGGAAAGCGCCAUUGCAAGCUCCAUCGAGAACCUGGACCAGCUCGGAGCGCUGACAAGUGACUCGGAGUCCGCAGAGCUGACGGUCCUCGGGUACUUGAUGAUGGCGGUUCCACUAGACGUUCAGCUCUGCCGCCUGGUCAUUUUCGGCGCCCUACUCGGCAUGCCGUGCGAGGGAGUCGUGUGCGCAGCAGCGACCAGCGUUCAGGAUCCAUUCACAUUGCCCUCGCACCUCAUCAUGAAGGAUCCCAAAGAAUAUGCUGAGGCAGUGCGCCGAAGCUACGAGUCCAGGAAGUAUUUCGACCAUGGCCACUGGUCGGAGCCGCUGAUGCUGCGCAACUUGUUUGUGCACUUCCUGUUGGAGUUCCGGAAGAUGCAGAUCGACAAGUGCAACCGUCGUGGGCGCGUGGGCCGCGAGUCCACACGUAGCGCCUUCACGCGCUGUGCACAACUCAUGGCAUCGAAGUUUGCCGUCGUGCCCAAGCGCCUGGUCAACUUGGCUAAUGCGACUUGA
This is a messenger RNA of Symbiodinium necroappetens, 2256 nucleotides long. Lineage: Eukaryota; Dinophyceae; Suessiales; Symbiodiniaceae. The record is from the annotation of a GenBank genome assembly.